GAUCAGAGGUGCGGACCGACCUUCACUCACUCUCAGGCCAUAACUUGGUACCAGGUUUACUAGUUUUGUGGGAAUACAGACUGGAAGCACAGCAUUUCAACAAAAUACCUUUUCACUGAGAAGCAUUACAGUCAUCCAGGUCAAGCUUUCAGAACUCACCAAAGAGUGAAAUGAAUUAUAACUGACAGAAUCAAGUGUGUAGAUUUGAGUCAUCCCAGCCAAGAAAAAACUCACAGCGUGUCUGAAAGGUGACUUGCCAGCGAGAUGCUGCUCUCCAUAGGGAUGCUUAUGCUUUCAGCUACCCAAGUCUACACCAUCUUGACUGUCCAGCUCUUUGCAUUCUUCAACUUACUACCGGUGGGAGCAGACAUUUUAGCGUAUAAUUUUGAAAAUGCAUCUCAGACAUUUGAUGAUCUUCCAGCAAAAUUUGGGUAUAGACCUCCAGCUGAAGGUUUAAAGGGUUUUUUGAUUAAUUCAAAACCAGAGAAUGCUUGUGAACCCAUAAUGCCUCCACCAGUAAAAGACAACUCAUCUGGCACUUUCAUCGUGUUAAUUAGAAGACUUGAUUGUAAUUUUGAUAUAAAGGUUUUAAAUGCACAGAGAGCGGGAUACAAAGCAGCUAUUGUUCACAAUGUUGAUUCUGAAGACCUCAUUAGCAUGGGAUCCAACGACAUUGAUGUGUUAAAGAAAAUUGACAUUCCAUCUGUCUUUAUUGGUGAAUCUUCAGCUAAUUCCCUGAAAGAUGAAUUCACAUAUGAAAAAGGGGGCCACAUUAUCUUAGUUCCAGAAUUUAGUCUUCCUCUAGAAUACUAUCUAAUUCCCUUCCUCAUUAUAGUGGGCAUCUGUCUCAUCCUAAUAGUCAUUUUUAUGAUCACAAAAUUUGUCCAGGAUAGACAUAGAGCUAGAAGAAAUCGACUUGGUAAAGAUCAACUUAAGAAACUACCUGUACAUAAAUUCAAGAAAGGAGAUGAGUACGAUGUGUGUGCCAUUUGUCUGGAUGAAUAUGAAGAUGGAGACAAACUCAGAAUCCUUCCCUGUUCCCAUGCUUAUCACUGCAAAUGUGUAGACCCCUGGCUAACUAAAACCAAGAAAACCUGUCCGGUCUGCAAGCAAAAAGUUGUUCCUUCUCAAGGUGAUUCCGACUCUGACACAGACAGUAGUCAAGAAGAAAAUGAAGUGUCAGAACACACCCCUCUGCUUAGACCUUUAGCCUCUGUCAGUACCCAGUCGUUUGGGGCUUUGUCAGAGUCCCACUCGCAUCAGAACAUGACAGAAUCUUCAGACUUUGAGGACGAGGACAACGAAGAUACUGACAGCAGUGAGGCGGAGAAUGAAGUGAAUGAACACAGUGUUGUGGUCCAGUUGCAGCCGAAUGGUGAGCGGGACUGCGACAUAGCAAAUACCGUGUGACCCGUUAUGAUGGGUGAUGGGUUGAUUUCCCUGUGAAACAUUUAUUUAGGUCUGCAAUUUGAUUUUUUGCUCCUCUUAGAGAUUUCUGUAGAAAUAACUUAUUUUUUAGUGUUCUAGUUUAAUCAGAUUACCCAAACAGGCUGCAGGACUAUAUUUCAUUUUACUAAUAACAGACUGGUGCUGUAACUCAGGCAUCAAGGAUAAAACAUAGCCAAAAUGUUUUUUAAAAUCUCAAUAUAGCUUGCGAUUAAGACUUAGAUCACAGUAUGAAAAUGUUUUGUGUUUCACACACGAAAUCAGUGCCAUGGCCAUCUAGCAUAAGCUAAGCCAGUGCUCACGCCUCGGUAAAGAAUGAGUUGGAGUACCUUCUGCUGUUUCUCCAAGUUGCCUUCAUUAGUGAGAAGCAACAAGGUAUUUUACCACUUCUCCCCUCCUAUCAGCACCUCACAGAAAAUUCAAAGCUAUCUUUCUCAUUUCUAUUCCCAAGCAGUCGUAUCCUGAUAUGAAAGGUCUGUAACUAGUACAGAUUUCAGAAGGGUUUUAAUACUACAGUGUUAUGUAUAACUAUGGUUCAACAGGUAAUGUCUUUGGACUUUUGAGAUUUCAGUAUCCUUCAGUUUUGUGUUGAGAUCAAAGCAAAAAGAAAAUGCUGCAUAAAAAUACCAAACUUCAGCAACUGUUACUACUCUCAGAUCAUAUACCUCUUAAUAAAGAGCAUCUUAUGCUAAUUAGCCCUGCUAACCUAUGUACAGAGAAACUGUUCAAGUAUUAGAUUUGAAACUAAAUGCUUAACAGAACUAAUGUAUUGAAAUGAUGUAUUAUGAAAAGGUAAAUUAUACAUUGUAACUAUGUAGAAAUUAAAGAAAUGUAUAAUCAAACUACUAAGAAUUUUUAUAUGGCCUUAUAUGAGGGGAGUUUGAAUGUUAAUAAAACUUUUCCACUUUAAAAAUA
Messenger RNA from Chinchilla lanigera (long-tailed chinchilla), 2361 nucleotides. It is a transcript of the gene Rnf13, whose product is annotated as ring finger protein 13. Gene Ontology annotation, molecular function: ubiquitin protein ligase activity. The record is from RefSeq and is a predicted model, not a curated record. Gene Ontology annotation, biological process: protein ubiquitination; positive regulation of DNA-templated transcription; ubiquitin-dependent protein catabolic process. Gene Ontology annotation, cellular component: nucleoplasm; cytoplasm. The transcript is spliced from 10 exons. The coding region runs from base 265 to 1410 and encodes 381 amino acids. NCBI's taxonomy places the organism in Eukaryota, Metazoa, Chordata, Mammalia, Rodentia, Chinchillidae.